GCUGCCGCUGCGCUGCGCUGCGCAGGGGCGGCGCGGAUCGGAACCAUCGCGGCCAGAAGGGAUGUCGGGCGAUCAGUCCCGCAGCCUGGGCAAGGGCAGCGCGGCGCCGGGCCCCGUGCCCGCGGGGCAGCUCCGGCUCUACAGCAUGCGCUUCUGCCCCUACGCGCAGCGGACGCGCCUGGUUCUCCGCGCCAAGGGCAUCAGCCAUGAAGUAAUUAACAUUAAUCUGAAGAACAAACCUGACUGGUACUUUGAGAAGCAGCCCUCUGGGCUGGUUCCUGUUCUGGAGACCAGCAAGGGCCAGCUCAUCUGGGAGUCCCCAAUCACCUGUGAGUACUUGGAUGAAGCAUUUCCAGAGAAGAAACUGAUGCCUUCAGACCCAUAUGAGCGAGCCUGGCAGAAGAUGCUCUUGGAAGACUUCUCAAAGAUAAUAUCCUUGCUUUUCAAGCAUGUUCUUGCAGUUAAAGAUGGACAGGACACUACUGCACUGAAAGCAGAGAUUGCUGAAAAGUUUGGCAAACUUGAAGAGGCUCUGUCCAAACGCAACACGGUGUUUUUUGGUGGGGACUCAGUCUCAAUGAUUGACUAUCUGAUCUGGCCAUGGUUUGAACGUCUGGAGCCAUUCCAGCUGAAAGAUUCUUUGAAUCACACCCCAAAGCUCCAGCGCUGGGUGGAGGCCAUGAAGAAGGACCCUGCUGUCAAGGCUACGAUAACUGACCCACAGAUAUACAAAAAUUACCUCCAGCUGUAUCUGAAGAACAGCCCUGAGGCAUGUGAUUAUGGGCUCUGAGGUGCCUGCAGGAGUGUCAAGUGUUAGUGCUGCUUUUCAGUGUGGGAAGUCAGUGUAAUUUGUAAUUUCAGGGGCUCUUCUUUGGUUGCAUUUCAUAAUGGGAAAUAAAUCUGUGCUGAAAAGGCUGAGAAAUCUUCUGUGAACCCCACUCCUUCCUGUUGGGGGAAGGAUGUGCUGGCUUCAAGCAGGAGAGGGAAAGUCAUUGAUGGCUGUGAAUAUUGCAUAAAGGAACAUGCCUCUAGUCAAGAGGUGAUGGUCUGUAAUCUCUGGCCUCUUUGUAGGCGUUGCAGUGGGCAGUCCUUGAACUGAUGCUGUUACCUGAUUUAAAAAUUGUAAUACUGGUGUCUUGAAAAUGAAUAAAAAGCAAUGUUGCCUUCAA
This is a messenger RNA of Ficedula albicollis (Collared flycatcher), 1169 nucleotides long. It is a transcript of the gene GSTO1, whose product is annotated as glutathione S-transferase omega 1. The transcript has 6 exons. Gene Ontology annotation, molecular function: glutathione dehydrogenase (ascorbate) activity; glutathione transferase activity. The record is from RefSeq and is a predicted model, not a curated record. Lineage: Eukaryota; Metazoa; Chordata; Aves; Passeriformes; Muscicapidae. The coding region runs from base 62 to 790 and encodes 242 amino acids. Gene Ontology annotation, biological process: glutathione metabolic process. Gene Ontology annotation, cellular component: cytoplasm.